Cicer arietinum (chickpea) is the source of this 399-nucleotide messenger RNA. The record is from RefSeq and is a predicted model, not a curated record. NCBI's taxonomy places the organism in Eukaryota, Viridiplantae, Streptophyta, Magnoliopsida, Fabales, Fabaceae.
AUGGUGGUUGGUUAUGCACACUGUGGGAGAUUUGGUGAGGCUUUGAGAUUUUAUGGACUAUUGAGGACAUUGUCUAUUGGAUAUAAUGAGUUUGCGUUUGCUAGUGUCUUGAUUGUUUGUGUGAAGUUGAAAGAAUUUGAUCUUUGUAGGCAUAUGCAUGGGCAUGUUUUAGUUGUUGGUUUUUUUUCCAUUGUGGUUGUUUCCAGUUCAAUUAUAGAUGCUUAUGCAAAGUGUGGUAAAAUGGAAGCUGCAAGGAGAUUAUUUGAUGAAAUGCCUGUGAGAGAUAUUCCUGCUUGGACAACGCAAGUUUCGGGAUUUGCUUUAUGCGGGGACAUGAAAUCAGCUGUUGAAUGUUUAGUCAGAUGCCUAAGAAAAAUUCUUAUUGGUGGACAUGUUUGA